AUGGCCUCAGAGGUCCUUGAGGCCCUGCAGCUUUUGAAAGAGUAUGGAAAUGCAGCCAGCUUGCAUUCCACUGUCAGCAACUGGAUGGUGUGCAUGCAUACCUCCCCAGGGAAGCCGCCAAAUCUUGGUGCGGCAAUGUCGGAGCUCUGGAGCAACCUUUUCAGACCGUCGCCACAAAACGUCGAUGAGCUGCUUGAGCACGAUCACCAUGGAUGCGUGCCGAAGGUCAUCGCCAUUGCUGCUGCUCACGUGCGGCUGUGGCGCGACCUCGCCAGUGGCAAGCUCCCUGUUCAAGAAGAUGCAAGCUUGGAGAGUGACCCCUGGUAUCUUGUCAUGGAGGACGAUGUGAUUUUCUGCCCUGGCUGGCGUGAGCGCAUGCAGCGGGAGCUUCCUUUGGCUCCACACGAUGCGGAUGUAAUCAAGCUUUUCUUUUUUGGACACUGGCGUGCUGAAGAUCAGGUGGGCAACAGCUCCCUGCCGGGCCCGUUUCUUCAGGCGAAAGAUCCUUUGCGCGGUUGGGACCUGGUAACUUCAGCACUCUACGAAUUACUGCAUGGCGCUGGUUGGUCGAAAGUUCCCGCGGCCGGGUUCUAUGCGGGGACACAGGCCUACCUGAUCCGACCCUCCGGCGCCCGGAAGCUGCUGGAAAAUAUCCGUGGCAAGCCUUUCCAAGACAUUGACAUGACAAUGAUGGGCAGUGUGAAAAACUAUGUUUGGCGAAGAGUGCUAGUGAGGGACCGGCCAGAGGACCCAAGACAAGUGAGCUUGUUGCAGACAGUUCCAACUUGUAAUGCGGAGCCUCCGAAAGAUCAGUUCCGAUAG
Messenger RNA from Symbiodinium pilosum, 822 nucleotides. The record is from the annotation of a GenBank genome assembly. Lineage: Eukaryota; Dinophyceae; Suessiales; Symbiodiniaceae.